AUGAAAGAAAACUGGAAUAUUGUAGGUGGAAUGAAAAGAGAUGACUUUCUUUAUAUUCUUCUUGUGCCUUCUGAAUGGAGUGUAUGCAAUGACCGAGGAAAAUGUUGGAGAAAGGGUACCUAUGAGUUCAUUCAGUGCUCUAGAAAAAUGGACAUUAUACUGCUUAAAGACGUGAAACUGUAUAACGGGACAGGAUAUGAAGUGUACUAUUUUGAUAAUGGUAAUAUACCCACAAUGAAUUAUUUUUUAGUGAUUUUUGUGAAGAUUUUAAUUUUUCUUAGGAUCAUAUUUUUCUCUAGUCAUUGGACUAAUGCGUGCUUUAUAAGGGGUACCACUGAAUGCUGUCCUUUGUAUCACAAAGUUGACAAUAGAUGUCAAGCAUGCCCUCCUGGGUAUUUUGGGCAUAUGUGUAAAAACAAAUGUCCAUUUCCUUCAUACGGAUUACUUUGUCGACACAAGUGCAAUUGUUCUGAAGUAAAUUGCAACCAUAUAUCUGGAUGCCCGAUUACAACAGUGUAUUUACAGCAACCACAGAGUACAACGAAGUUAAAUAAAGAAUUUUCAAUUCCUACAUCAGCAAAAAUGAACAGAAAUGAACACAGAUGGUGA
Molecule: messenger RNA, 609 nt
Organism: Saccostrea cuccullata (small rock oyster)
Lineage: Eukaryota; Metazoa; Mollusca; Bivalvia; Ostreida; Ostreidae
Exons: 8
Coding region: 1-609 (202 amino acids)
Source: RefSeq, a predicted model, not a curated record